GUCACAGUGUCUGGGUUGUUGUUCCCCGGGGUUCCACUAGAUGUCCUCCUUCUCACGGUGCCUGUCCCAGAUCACUUCCUGUUCCCUUAUAUGGUCACCUUCCUCCUUGUUACCUGAUUGAUUGUUCACCCCACCUGUCUCCUGUUUCCCAAUUAUCCUUCUGUGUAUAAAUACCCAGUCUGUCUUAGUCUAUGUCACGGAGUCCUUGUCUGAUGUCAUUGUGUUUCAGGUCCAUCAGUCUUGCUUUGUCUUACCCUAUGUGUCUCAUUCUCUCGUUCCACCAGACUUCCUCUACCUUUCCGUUCUUCCGAGUUCCCCGUUUCAUCCGGUUCCCUUUUUGUUUGAUUUGUCUCUCAUGACUGUUUAUUUUGUAUUUACCCCUCUGUUUAAAUAAAACCCUUACCUGCAUUUGGAUCUACCCUCUCUUUGUGUUUUUCCCCAAUACCUAUCGUGACAGAAGGACUCCGUCAUGCCUAGAUCCAGCGGUGUGGGAUUUCGAAUCGGUUCCCCAGCCACCAUGGAGGAACGGAGGGGGAGAUACCAGAACUUAAUCACCCUUCAUCAAGAGGGAAGUGAGGUGGGUGGCCUGGCGCAAUUGUUUUGGACUAUGGCAGUCGGGCUAGGUUACAAUGAUGCAGCACUAAAGGAUUUAUUUAAUAAUUGCCUGGAUGAUCCUUUACCUUCAUGGGAGAUGAAGGGGUUAGAGAUACUGGACUUUUGGGGGUUUACCAAUUACCUGCACCAUCGUGCCCAGUGGAAUGCAACAACCACACCAGAGUGUCCAGACAAGGCUGCCAGCUCAGCCCCACAGCACAAGAUGGGCGCCAGCCCAACCCCACAGCACAAGAUGGCCGCCAACCUAGCGUCACAGCCCAAGAUGGCCGCCAGCCCAGCACCACAGCACAAGAUGGCCGACUCAACGCCACCGACUCCCCAUCGUAGAGGGCGGAGGAGGAGACAGGCAGCUGCUGUUCCCGAGGCGGAGCCCGAGGCAGUUCCCGAGGCGGUGCCCGAGGCUGUUCCCGAGGCGGUGCGCGAUGCAGUUCCCGAGGCGGUGCUCGAUGCAGUUCCCGAGGCGGUGCUCGAUGCAGUUUCCGAGGCGGUGCCCGAUGCAGUUUCCGAGGCGGUGCUCGAUGCAGUUCCCGAGGCGGUGCCCGAUGCAGUUUCCGAGGCGGUGCCCGAUGCAGUUCCCGAGGCGGUGCCCGAUGCUGUUCCCGAGGCGGAGCCCGAUGCUGUUCCCGAGGCGGAGCCCGAUGCUGUUCCCGAGGCGGUGCCCGAUGCAGUUCCCGAGGCGGUGCCCGAUGCAGUUCCCGAGGCGGUGCCCGAUGCUGUUUCCGAGGCGGUGCCCGAUGCAGUUCCCGAGGCGGUGCCCGAUGCAGUUCCCGAGGCGAAGCCCGAUGCAGUUCCCGAUGCAGUUCCCGAGGCGGUGCCCGAUGCUGUUUCCGAGGCGGAGCCCGAUGCAGUUCCCGAGGCGGUGCUCGAUGCAGUUCCCGAGGCGGUGCUCGAUGCAGUUCCCGAGGCGGAGCCCGAUGCUGUUCCCGAGGCGGAGCCCGAUGCUGUUCCCGAGGCGGAGCCCGAUGCUGUUCCCGAGGCGGUGCCCGAUGCUGUUCCCGAGGCGGUGCCCGAUGCUGUUUCCGAGGCGGUGCCCGAUGCAGUUCCCGAGGCGGAGCCCGAUGCAGUUCCCGAGGCGGAGCCCGAUGCAGUUCCCGAGGCGGAGCCCGAUGCAGUUCCCGAGGCGGAGCCCGAUGCAGUUCCCGAGGCGGAGCCCGAUGCUGUUCCCGAGGCGGUGCCCGAGGUUGUUCCCGAGGCGGUGCCCGAUGUUGUUCCCGAGGCGGUGUCCGUUACAGUUCCCGAGGCGGUGACCACAAGGCCGUGGUGGUCUUCGGCUCCGCCCUGGGAGACUCUGGCGGUGACCACGAGGACGUGGUGGUCAUCCGCUCCGCCCUGGGGGACUCUGGCGGUGACCACGAGGACGUGGUGGUCGUCCGCUCCACCCUGGGGGACUCUGGUGAUGACCAUGAGGACGUGGUGGUCUUCUGCUCCGACCUGGUGGACUCCGGCCUCGACCACAGAGACGUGGUGGUCUUCCGCUCCGCCCUGGAGGGCUCUGGCCUUGACCACACGGCUGUGGUGGUCAUCUGCUCCGUCCUAGUGGACGCCUCAACAUGUCCUUCAUGGACUUAUGUUUUGUGUUUUUUGAGUUCUGUUUCUGUCUGUUCUCGUUAGUUUAGUCUGGCCCUCCGUCCCUCCCCCUGAGCCUCCACCUGUCCGCCUCCCUCCUGGUCUCUGUGUCAUGUUUUGUCUUUAAGCGUCUGGUAGCCGCUCCGUAGAGGGGGGGUACUGUCACAGUGUCUGGGUUGUUGUUCCCCGGGGUUCCACUAGAUGUCCUCCUUCUCACGGUGCCUGUCCCAGAUCACUUCCUGUUCCCUUAUAUGGUCACCUUCCUCCUUGUUACCUGAUUGAUUGUUCACCCCACCUGUCUCCUGUUUCCCAAUUAUCCUUCUGUGUAUAAAUACCCAGUCUGUCUUAGUCUAUGUCACGGAGUCCUUGUCUGAUGUCAUUGUGUUUCAGGUCCAUCAGUCUUGCUUUGUCUUACCCUAUGUGUCUCAUUCUCUCGUUCCACCAGACUUCCUCUACCUUUCCGUUCUUCCGAGUUCCCCGUUUCAUCCGGUUCCCUUUUUGUUUGAUUUGUCUCUCAUGACUGUUUAUUUUGUAUUUACCCCUCUGUUUAAAUAAAACCCUUACCUGCA
Messenger RNA from Carassius gibelio (silver crucian carp), 2750 nucleotides. RefSeq names its product retinitis pigmentosa 1-like 1 protein. The transcript is spliced from 3 exons. The record is from RefSeq and is a predicted model, not a curated record. NCBI's taxonomy places the organism in Eukaryota, Metazoa, Chordata, Actinopteri, Cypriniformes, Cyprinidae. The coding region runs from base 470 to 2152 and encodes 560 amino acids.